GUACGCUAAGAGUCAGCUUGAGAGGAACGAAACACUACAACUCUGAACCCAGCAACAUUUAUAAAAGACAGUAGCAACCGCUAUUUAACACAAUGUCCAUGAACAUAACCUCCCCAUUCUCUUCCUUUCCAAGCUACGUCCUCGGUACAGGCCUGACCUUCAUCGGCCUCCUAGGCUUCGUUCGACCCCUGGCAAUCUACGACGCCUUUGGCAUUGCUCGACCACUAUCAGCUGAAGCCGAAGCAUUCAGCUACGCCAAGUCCGCGCGCGAUCUAGCAACGGGGUUGCUCUUCAUCGGGCUCGAGACGUAUCAGGAGGGAAGCGGGAAUGAGGACGCGGUAACUGCGUUAUUAGCUAUUACUUCACUGGUUGGGGUCAUGGAUUGGUGGAUCCGAUCAGAAAGAACCAACUAUGAUGGCAAGUUAUUGGCUCCGACUUUACCGAGUGUUCAAUCUCUGCUCUAA
Molecule: messenger RNA, 464 nt
Organism: Colletotrichum godetiae
Lineage: Eukaryota; Fungi; Ascomycota; Sordariomycetes; Glomerellales; Glomerellaceae
Exons: 2
Coding region: 93-464 (123 amino acids)
Source: RefSeq, a predicted model, not a curated record